AUGUCUGCGGGCUACGCGCGCUGCCAGAGGCCCGAGGACAAGGAAGUGUUUGCGGCUGAGGGCCAGGUCCGCCCCCUGAUCCGGGACUCGUACGCCUGCGACGGCACCAAUCAAGCCAGCCUUCCCUCCGUGGACCACGUCGACGGCCUGCCAUGCGAGGGCGGCGUCUGCCUGCUGCUCAACAGCGGCGCGUUUGGCAUGCUGAGGGUGGAAGACGCGGAGCGCCUGCAGGCCCUCCCGGAGGGCCACACGCGGCCCUGCUACCCGAUCCAGUCCCCGGGUGUCGGCCAGCACCGCGCGACGGUCAGCCGCGACCAGGAGGCGCAGGCGCUGGAGAGGCGGCGCCUCGCUCUGAUUGCCGCCGCCACGAACGUCAGGGUGGCGCGGUGGCUGGGGGAGCGCCUGGCGCGGCCGUGCGGCGCCAAGUACCUGCAGAGCGCGCGCGACGUCCCGCUGCCCACUGAGAUGCAGUCGCCCUCACUGGACGACGGGCAGCUUCUCGAGGCGUGGCAGCUGCGGGACGACGCCCUGCACGGGCGCGGCGCCGCGUCUGGCGAGGGGCUCUUGGUGCACCAGGCGCGCCAGCGCCGCCGGCAGCAGCGCCAGCAGCAGACCCACCAGCGUCAGCAGAAGCAGAAGCGCCUGCACCGCAAGCGCCAGCGGCAGGACGGGGCCGGUGGCGUGGCGGCGGCGCCGACGCACGAGGACGCGGUGCCCGAAAACGACGAUGAUGGCGGUGACGAAAAUGGCGAGGCCGGAGUUGAGCAGGACGAGGAUACUUGCGACGCGGUGCUGGCCGCCAGGAGCGCGGCGAUAAGCUCGUUCGAGGAGGGCAGCCAGACCUGGCCGCAGGCCGCAUGGUACCUGGCUGGGCAGGGCCGCUUCUGCGCCGGCGACUUGUCAGAGUCUCCUGUCAAGGAGUCCUUCAUCCCCCUGGCCGAUUUCAUCGACAAGGUCGGCCGCUUGCCGGACGGAUUGUCCCUGCAGGGAUUUGUCAAGCAUCUGAAGGACAAAGGCCUGGACAUGAGGAGAGCCGAGCAGCAGCUGCUCGGCACCUGCCCGCCUCAGGGCCGCCCGGCCUCUGCGCUCGCCGGCGCGGCGGCGGCGGGCGCAGACGCCGAGGCGGCUGCGCUGCGGGAGCGGAUGGCCGCGUGCGUCGGGGUGCUGGCUUGGGGGCGCGUGCCGCUGCCGUUGCCGCAGGUUACAGCGGAGAUCCAGGCCGCGUGGGCCGCGCGGCCGGCGGCGCCGGCGCCGGCGCCGCAGGCGCAAGCACAGGCUGUGCUUACGGCGGGCCACCGGAUUGCGCAGCUGCAGGCGCACCUCCAGAUGCAGCUUGCCUGGGCCGCGCGCUCACGGGCGCGGGGUGGCGGCGGCGGCGGCGGGGCUGGCGGCGAGGCGCACGGCUUUGCCACGACGCCGCUGCUGUUCAGAGAGUGGGGAGCGCCGCCGGCGUUCAAGCCGGCACUGCCUGAUGAAGCCCUCAGUGCAACCCACAGGGAAGCGCGCAAGAAGUUGCUGGAAGCCUUCAUGCCCGCAGCGGACGGCGCAGGCAACCCAGCAAGCGGGGGCGAGGCGGCGGGGGCCGCCGCCGGGGGCGCGUGGCGGGGCAACAGAGCGUCACCAUUCGCUGCUAUGGAGUUGGCCUGGCGCGGCACCGCACCCGCUGCAGCCGGCAAGGGUGGCGGCGUGGCUAGGAGCGGCGGCGACUUUGGCGGCAGCGGCAGCGCCGAUCCAAUGCAGCAGCGCGAGAUGCCGCCGCGUUCCAACACGAUGCAAUCGAGAGAGGAGCAGCGGCAAGAGCGGGCGGAGCAACGGCAAGUAGAGCAGCAGCAGGUGGAGCAGCGCCAUGCAGAGAAGGGGCAGGUGGCGCAGCGGCCGGACGCGCCGCUGCUCGCUUUCGAGGAGCGGCUGACCCGACAGCCUGGCGAGACAGACGAGGGUGGCACAGGGGAGGCAGGGGCGGACAAGGACACAGACCGGCCGGCGAGCAGGGCACAGGACACAGGCAACACGCAGAUGGAGACGGCUGAGGAGCGCUACGGCACGCCGCUGCACCAGCCGGGGACCCUGGGCUGCCGCGGCAACGGCCUGUGCUCUGAAGCGUUUGAGGCGCGGCGGGAGCAGCUGCCGUUUGAGCAGCCGCCGGGCAUUGAGGUGCGAACAGCGGGUCUCCCCAGAGAGGGCGCGGCCGCCGUCGCUGCCGACGCCGCUCACCGCGCCAAACCUACAGAUGGCAAAGCGUCGGACGGCAGAGCUGAAGCAGGGGAAGGGCCCGCUGCGGAAGUGCAGGCGCUUGAUGGGCUGGCAACGGGCGACGACGCGGCGGGAUUGGCGCUCUCCUUGGUCAGGAGGGAGCCCCUGGAUCCCCCAGCGGCGUUAGCCGAGGACAACACUGCCGCGGCCGCCGUCGGGGCCGCCGCCGCGGACCGCAGUGGGGGCACGGCCGCGACUGCUGACGACGACGGCGGCGGCGGCGGUGCGCAGGGCCCAGCUGCGGCGGCCCGCGAUGAGCCCCCAGCGCCGAGCGCGGCUGACCCCGAGUCUCCAGGCCUCUGGUGGCCGUGCGAGGUUGUGGACCCCUGGGCGCCGCCAGACAAGUUCGAGCUCCGCCUGCAGCACCUUUUGGCGCUCGCCCCGGCCGACCGCGCCGCGUCCGUGCCGCCGUCUCAGCUGCGGCGGCUGCUGGGUAUCCUGCACUUCCACCCGGCGCUCGCGGUGGCGGCCACGGAGGCGGCGGAGGGGACGCAAGGCGGGGCAGCGGGCAGCGACCCGUGGGGCUCUGCGGCGGCGGCGGACCCGAGAGCGCCGCCGCCGGAGGGGCGGCUGCUGCUGGUGCUGUGGUUUGGCACUGGCAGCUUCGAGUGGCGGCCAGGGCAGGAGCUGCUCCCUUUCUCAGAGUACCGCAAGCACAUGGAAGCUCACGCGCGGCUCCUGCAGGCGGAGGGCCUCCUGCCCCGCACCUACCCCGCCGCCCUGGCUGAGGCCGUCGGCGCUGCGAAGCUUCAGGGCGGCUUCCGCGGCCGUGGCAAGCACCUGCUCAUGAAGCCCGCUGACCUGGCUCGCAUGGUUUCGGGCGCGCGGCCUCCGCCUCUGCCGGAGGCGCCCUCGGCAGGGCUGGCUUUGCUGGAUGCAGCGAGGCUGCAGCUCGCAGCCGCAGCGAGGCGCGACGCGCUGCUGCUGCGCGCGGCGCAGCAGGCGCCGCUGCUGCCGCGGCUGUUCGCACCACAGGCGGCCGGCGGCGGGAGCGGCGGCGGCCGCGCAGCUGGCGGGGCCGGCAGCGGAGGGCUGACGCGGGCGCCGCAGGUGCUGCCCAACAUACAGCGGUGUGGCGAGUGCCGCACCUGCCUCAACAGGCAGCUGAAGAAGGCGUGCCUGCGGAACAAGCUCAUCCGGACUGAGAUGGUCAAGGUGGUCACUGGCACCGGGGCUCCCCACACGCCUGGCAACCUGCCUACGCCCUCGGCCAUGGUCGCCACCGCUGCCAACGCCGGCAGCGAUGCCGAGCCGACUAGUAAACGCUCGGCACAGCUCAUGCUGCCCGCGCCCCCUGGCGCACCUGCAGCUGGCGGCGUCGGCCACAACACAAACGCGGGCUCCAUGGGCGCCCUCAUGUCUGCAGUGGCGGCCCGGGGGUUGGAGCUGGAGAUCAAAGGGGACGCGUUUGCCCUGAAGCUGCCGCCCUCGCGGGCGCCGCAGGCGCUGAGGGAUGCCAUGCUGCGCGCCACAGCCAGCGGCACACCCCUCCCACCCGAGCUCGCGGCAGCUGCUGCUGCUUGCACCCAGGCGCCUGGAACCUCGUCAGGGCAGCAGCAGCAGCAGCCGCUGCUGCUGCAGGCACCGCCGGGCACGCACGAGCGGCAGCGCGCGCUGCGUGAGGCGCGCGUGCAGCAGCAGCUGCUGCGAGCGGCGCAUGCGCGCGUCCUGGACGAUGAUGGAUGGUCAGAUGGGGAGCAGGGGCAGGCGCAUCUGGUAGAGCAGGAAGCAGAGGAGCAGCAGCAGGCGGAACAGCAGCAGGUGGAGCAGCAGCAGGCGGAGCAGCAGCUGCAGCAGCAGCAGCAGCAGCAGCAGCAGCAGCAGCGGCAGCAGGAACAACAAGAAGAGGAGCAGCAGCAAGAGGAGCAGCACCAAGAGGAGCAGCAGCAAGAGGAGCAGCAAGAGGAGGAGGAUCGCCAGGCAGAAGAGGAUCGGCAGCAGCACCAGCACCACCUGCAGCAGGAGCAGCGGAGACAACCGCAUCAGCCGCAGCUGCAGCAGCCAUCGCCACGGGAACGUCCGGAUCAACAGCAGGAGGACGGACUCCCAACAACUGGGGGAGAUGAGCAGCUCAUGCCGAGCGCCGCCCAACUUGCCGACGAGCAGCACAUGCAUGGGCACGUCGCGGUGGCCGCGGCGCGCGCCGCGGCAGCCACAGCCACAGCCACAGCGCCGGCGGGUGCGGCGGCUGAGGCGGCGGAGGGCGACUUUGAUGACUACGACGACGCUCUUUUGGCGCCACUGUUCUCAAGGAAGACGCUGGGGGAUGGGGGCGGUCGGGGGGCUGGAGGUCGCCGCUUUGUGCCGCCGCUGGCGGGCGGUGCGGAGGCGCUGUCCGAGGGUGCAGUGCCGCUGGAUGCGAAGCAAAGGUGCAUGCAGUGCGAGGCGUGCACCCAGAGCGUCGGCAACCAGCAACACAGGUGCCUGCAGCGCCGCGCGCGCGAGGCCGCCGCGGCGGGCAGCGAGGGCGCGUGGCUCGCGGCGCACGGCGCGGGCGCGGUGGGGGCGCGGAUCAGCGUCUGGUGGCCGCUGGACGAGGCUUGGUACGAUGGCGUGGUUGUCGAUUACGACCCCCUGCAGGUGCGACAUACUGUGGCAUACGACGACAAUGAUACGGAGAUCCUCAGGCUCUGGGACGCAAAUCAGCAGGUGCACGUGACGAGCCCGCCUGAAGAAUGGCCGCAAGAGGCCGCCAGGCCAGCCAACAAACGCGUUCAGGCGGCGGCUCAGGUGGCGGCCGCACAGGCGGCGGCGCGGCUGGCAGCGGUGAGCAGGCAGGGCGCGUGA
Molecule: messenger RNA, 5040 nt
Organism: Monoraphidium neglectum
Lineage: Eukaryota; Viridiplantae; Chlorophyta; Chlorophyceae; Sphaeropleales; Selenastraceae
Exons: 17
Coding region: 1-5040 (1679 amino acids)
Source: RefSeq, a predicted model, not a curated record